CUGGGCGGAGAGGCAGGAAAACUUCUUCCUGGCCCGGCUCCGGGCGACUCUGUCUGCCAACCCUCCCCUCCCGCCUACCAGUGCCCGGCGCUUCCCCACCCCUCCCCCGGCUCCCCCAGUGUCCGCCAUGGCCAAAGCCUACGACCACCUCUUCAAGUUGCUGCUGAUCGGGGACUCGGGGGUGGGCAAGACGUGUCUGAUCAUUCGCUUUGCAGAGGACAACUUCAACAACACUUACAUCUCCACCAUCGGAAUUGAUUUUAAGAUCCGCACAGUGGAAAUAGAGGGAAAGAAGAUCAAACUGCAAGUCUGGGACACAGCUGGCCAAGAGCGAUUCAAGACGAUAACUACUGCCUAUUACCGUGGAGCCAUGGGCAUCAUCCUGGUAUACGACAUCACAGACGAGAAAUCCUUUGAGAAUAUUCAGAACUGGAUGAAGAGCAUCAAAGAGAAUGCCUCUGCUGGGGUGGAGCGCCUCCUCCUGGGGAACAAGUGUGACAUGGAAGCCAAGAGGAAGGUACAGAAGGAGCAGGCCGAUAAGUUGGCUCGGGAGCACGGAAUCCGAUUUUUCGAGACCAGCGCCAAAUCCAGUAUGAAUGUGGAUGAGGCUUUCAGUUCCCUGGCCCGGGACAUCUUGCUGAAAGGAAGCCGGAGAUCGGGGAACAGCAGCAAGCCCUCCACCACUGACCUGAAAACCUGUGACAAGAAGAACACCAAGUGCUCCCUGGGCUGACGACCCCUUGCUGCUGCCCACCCUGAGCCUGGAGGCUGAGCCUCAGGGAGGCGGGGCUGAGGGGCUGGGCGGGGAGAAGUAGCAGGUGGGGCUUGGAGGAGGAGAGGUGGUACCUGGUGAAAGAAUGGGGAGACAAUGGAGAACAAAAGGAAGGGGAAGGAAAGAGGAAAAGAAGGAAAGGAGGUAGAAUAGAGAGGGAAGAAGCCAAAAGGGAAAGAAUUGAGGAAGUGAAAGAAGGUGAGAAGGAGGUAGGAAGAGAGGGAGGAGGGAAGGAAGGGAGCCCUGCGCCUCAGACCUUCCCUGGGUUUCCAGGGCAACUGUAAAUGUAAACAAAUGAUUGAUUCUGCUCUGGGAUCAGGUUUUAGGGUCCUGUGAGAGGCUGGCUCAGCACCACUCUCUGAACAUUUGGUCCUAUCCUGUCACUGCAUGGUCUUUCUCAGUAUUAAAGGCCACCAUGUGCACAA
Messenger RNA from Rhinolophus ferrumequinum (greater horseshoe bat), 1197 nucleotides. It is a transcript of the gene RAB13, whose product is annotated as RAB13, member RAS oncogene family. Gene Ontology annotation, cellular component: synaptic vesicle; trans-Golgi network transport vesicle; endosome. NCBI's taxonomy places the organism in Eukaryota, Metazoa, Chordata, Mammalia, Chiroptera, Rhinolophidae. The record is from RefSeq and is a predicted model, not a curated record. The coding region runs from base 128 to 733 and encodes 201 amino acids. The transcript is spliced from 8 exons. Gene Ontology annotation, molecular function: GTP binding; GTPase activity. Gene Ontology annotation, biological process: regulation of exocytosis; protein localization to plasma membrane; protein secretion.